Bacillus rossius redtenbacheri is the source of this 4450-nucleotide messenger RNA. RefSeq names its product ABC transporter G family member 20-like. Bases 210 to 2345 code for a protein of 711 amino acids. The record is from RefSeq and is a predicted model, not a curated record. NCBI's taxonomy places the organism in Eukaryota, Metazoa, Arthropoda, Insecta, Phasmatodea, Bacillidae. Gene Ontology annotation, molecular function: ABC-type transporter activity; ATP hydrolysis activity; ATP binding. The transcript has 16 exons. Gene Ontology annotation, cellular component: membrane.
CUCCGCGGAGCCGCAGUCCUCCCGGAGUCGCCGUCGUCGUCGGAGCUGCGCACAGGGCAGGUGUUUGGGCGGAGCGUGGAGGUGACCGCAAGUCUCCGCAGGCCGACCGACAGUCUGCGCGCGCGCGCUCGCUCCACGUGUCGAGAGCCGUCGAGCGGACGUGCCGGGCGCGCCUGGAUGGACGGUAGCUGCUGAGGCCCCGCAGCGACAUGGAGCUCCGCCAGCUCGAGGCUCCCCAGAGGACCGCCGUGUGCGUGAGGCGCGCCUGCAAGCGGUACGGCAGCGUCCCGGUGCUGCGCGACUUCAGCAUGACCGUCGCAGAGGGCACCAUCUACGCUCUGCUCGGAGCCAGCGGCUGCGGGAAGACCACCCUGCUGAGCUGCCUGGUGGGGCGGCAGCAGGUGGACUCGGGCCAGGUUUGUGUGCUGGGCGUGGAGGCCGGGCGGCACGACCACACAAUAUCCAAGAGCUCGAUCGGCUACAUGCCGCAGGACGUAGCUCUUUACGACACCUUCACGAUCAAGGAAACAAUGCUGUACUUCGGGUGGAUUUUCGACAGAAAAAGCAGAGAUGUAGAAGAGAAUCUCCAUUUCUGGUUGGAACUCCUUCAGCUGCCACAAAGAAAUACGAAAGUAAAGAAUCUGAGCGGCGGGCAGAAGAGGCGGCUGUCGCUGGCCACGGCGCUGCUGCACGGGCCGAGCCUGGCCGUGCUGGACGAGCCCACCGUGGGGCUGGACCCCUUGCUGCGUGACGUCAUCUGGAGGCACCUGCUGCACCUCAGCGGCGCCCGCGGCACGACCAUCGUCAUCACCACGCACUACAUCCAGGAGGCGCGCCAGGCGCACACGAUCGGACUGAUAAGGAACGGCUGCCUACUGGCUGAAGAAUCUCCAGGAUCUCUUUUGCGGAGACAUCAAAGUGACUCGCUGGAAGAAGUGUUCGUUCUACUCAGUCUACAACAGGAGCAGAAUAAACGCUCACAGGAUGAACUCCCAACAUCUGAGGAACAUGACAAUGAAGAAAUUCAGAGGAUAUAUGACAUCAACAAUACGGAUUACUCCGACAAAAUGAAUUUUCCAGAAAUAAAGAAAAUAGGAAAAUCGAGGAACCUCAUUUCCACCGGAAGGAUGUCGGCCCUACUCUACAAAAACUGCACGAGCUUGUGGAAGGACCAAUGGCUGAUGCUGUACCUGUUCGGCCAGUGCCUGUUCCUGCCCACGAUCGUGUACUACGCCUUCAUUGGCUUCCCCGAGUUGCUGACCUUAGCCGUGGUGAACCACGAUCGCAACUCCAGCGGGUCGCCUGGUCGCUGCGGCGGUGACGACGGGUUGCCGCUCGAGCACGGCUCGUGUGAGCUCGCCGACCUGGGCUGCCGGUUCACCAGGCUACUUGGGGCUCCGCAUUUCACUACCGAGUUGUUCAGCGACCGGCAGCUGGCGGCGGAGGCGGUGCGCCGUGGCAGGGCCUGGGGCAGCCUCUACUUCAAUGAGAACUACACCUCCGCCCUGGCCGAGCGGGCCCGGCCAGACGUCGCCCCUUCAGACGACACGGUCGAGCAGAGCAACGCGCUGGUGCGGCUGGACAUGACGGAUUUCAUAACGAGUCAUUACUUGCAAGCGCAGCUGUUUAGAAAAUAUCAAACAUUUAUGCAGGAAAUUGCUGAAUCGUGUGGUUACAAUCCAAAAUUGGUACAUCUACCUCUACGGGUAAAAGAAUCCGUGUACGGCCAUAUGAUACCAAGGAAUAUUGACCAGUUUGGAGGGCCGUUCAUUAUUUUUAUUGUGUACUUCCUGGGUGUCGCCUUAUCCACACCCAGUAUAGUUUUCGAGCGAAGAGAAGGACUCCUCGACAGAAAUAUUGUAGCUGGCAUCACAACGCUGGAGAUAGUUCUGGCCCACUUCCUGGCGCAGUUUGUCGUGCUGGCCUGCCAAAUAAUGGUGCUGGAGGUCUUCGCACUCAACGUGUUCCAGCUGGAGUGCAUCGGCAAUCCCGUGCUGUUGUGGUGGCUGAGCAUGGUGGUGGGCGCGUCAGGCAUGCUCCUAGGUUUCGCCAUAUCAGCAUUCUGCCAGUGUGAGAUGGCCGCAGCGUUGCUAGCGAACGGUUGCGUGAUGCCCCUUCUGCUAAUGAGCGGGAUAUUGUGGCCGCUGGCGGGCUUGCAUCCCUCUCUGGCCACCGCGUCUCCGUGGCUGCCGCUGACGCUGCCCGUCGAGGCGGUGCGGUCCAUCACGUCACGGGGGAUGUCCAUGGCGCACCCGAAGGUCUAUGCUGGCUUCGCGGCUUCCGGUGGCUGGUGCCUGCUCUUCGUCGCGCUGGUCGCCGUCUCCAUCAGGUUCAACAGGCUGUAGCCCGGUGUCGCAUUGCGGGAACUCAUCAACAGACACAUCCCCGAGCGCGACAUCUCUGCCCAGUUCAUCAGGAGUUACAUCAAUGAUCAUGUCAAGCUUGGCUCUUGGCAUUCAGCGGCUAGUGUAGUCGAUUCCUACCGUCCUACGUCAUCUCUGUUCAAAGCAGCAUAACCCUCGAUGGGAGUUACAUCAACGACUAGGUCUAUGGAUGAUUAUUGAUGUUCAAUGGUAGGUGCAGUCAAUACCUACCAUUCAGUGUCAUCUCUGACGAUUUCAAGUACUCUCGACAUGAGUUACAUCAAUAAUCAUGCCAUCUUUGGCUCUCAGCGUUCAAUUGCUGGUGCAUUGGAUUCCUACCAUCCUGUGUCAUAUCUGUUCAUUUCAACAUACCCUUGACAUGAGGUACGUUAAAAAAACUUGUCAUAUUUGACUCUUGGUGUUCAGGAGCUGGUGAAGUCAAUUCCUGCCAUCCUGUGUCAUCUCCAAUCAGUUCAACAUAGCCUCAACAGUGAUUAUAUCAAUGACCAUGUCAUGCUUGGCUCUUGGCGGCUGUUGAAGUCGAUUCCUACCGUCAUGUGUCAUUUACGCCUAGUUCAAUGUACCCUUGACAGAAUUUACAAUAAUACCCAUAUCGAGCUUGGCUGUUGGUGUUCAGUGGCUGGUACAAUAUAUUCCUAACUUCUUGUGCCAUCUUCAUCCAGUUCAAUAGAACCUUUGAAAGGUUUUAUUAAUUACACUGGCACUUUAGGCAGCUGGUGUUCAGUGGCUGUUGUCUAAUUAUUCCGCUCUGUAUCAUUACUACCUAGCUGACCAUACGAUGAACAGCUUUCACUUCUUGGAGAAUGAUUUUUUUUGGUUCUUUCCAUUCAGUAGCUGGAUUUUUCUGUCUCUAUUACUUUGUUACCUCCAAUAAGUUCAAUGCAUGCUAGCUGUUACAACAAAAGUCAUUAGUAUGAGAGCCUUACAAGUUGCACAGAACACGUGAUAGUGGGUCCCCAUGGUUACGCGAACUCGCUACAUUCAUUGGAUGGUAUAUUGGGUACCUGCUCCUCUGUGUCAUCUCCAUUAAGUUAAACAGAUACUCCAUAGAGUUUCUUUGUUGUGUCGGAUUCCUGCAUUCAGCGACUGUUGUGUUUGUAGUUCAAUGCUUUGUGUCACAUUCAUUCAGCUCAGCAUAGACUUGACAGUUUAUACGUAACAAAAAUGCCAUGCUUGGCUUACAUGUUAAGCGGGUGGUGUAUUUGAUUCUUACCACUGUGCUAUAUCUCAAUAAAUUUCGGCUGUCACGUUAUUACGGUAUUAAACUGCUUGCAAUGUUUUCAUCAUAGUGUGUACUGUCGAUAAUAUGGACAUUUACCAUAUCGUGUUUAUGUGAAAGGUAUCAUUAGACAAUAUGCAGACUAAACACAGAUUCCAUAAACAUCUUAAGCCUAAUAAUAAAUUAUAUAAAAGUAUUAUAUUUGGGUGGUUAAAUGUUAUAAGCUAAGUGGAGAAACUAUAGUUUGUGCUUCGAUGAGCAUUUAUUAUGUCAUGAAAUAUUCAUACAUAAUUAUAUAUAGUGGCAAAAUAAACAUACGAAGGUCAAGAUGGGCAAAAAGUGAGAAUUUGUUUUGCUUACUUCGUUACAGAAAAUGACAUGUUUUUAUAUUAAUUUUAAAGUUAUUAUGAAAAACAUUUUAUGCUAGCUAAUGCCCAAAAUAAGUUUUUAAUCUCACAGUUCAAUUUUUUAAGAUCAUGUUGCGAUAAUUUGUUAAGCUGCACUAUUAGAUUCAAAUAAUAUUUUAAUUUAUUUUUUAGUUUUACAUACAAUAUUUAUAAUGAGUUCGUUUAAAACACAAAUGUUCAUUUCAAAAUAAUGAAAAGAUUAUGCAUUUAGCUUCUGCUGCAAUGCUAAUUUGUCUUCCCUUUUGAAUGUCAUCUGGAAUGUUUAUCACUCAUUUUUUACCCUUUUAGUGAUUUAUACGAUGAAAUGAUCAAACGAAGAAAAUUUGGUUAUUACAUGAUUUCAGUUACUGUUUAACAUUUGUUUUUGGGAUAGUUUAUGCUGGAGUGUUUUUUUACUUACUGAAAUGUAAAUAAAGUGUUAUUAAAUAUAUAGACAUACA